Messenger RNA from Dinoponera quadriceps, 663 nucleotides. Its product is annotated as cytochrome P450 4C1-like. The coding region runs from base 16 to 339 and encodes 107 amino acids. The record is from RefSeq and is a predicted model, not a curated record. Gene Ontology annotation, molecular function: iron ion binding; monooxygenase activity; heme binding. Lineage: Eukaryota; Metazoa; Arthropoda; Insecta; Hymenoptera; Formicidae. The transcript has 4 exons.
CAGUAUAGAUAUAAUAUGCACGUAAUAUUAAACAAUAUGAAGCAUAUAGAAAAAAGUAUCAUAUACAAAAUUUUGAUUCCUUGGCUAAAUACUGGACUUCUUACCAGCGGAGGUGCCAAGUGGCACUCACGACGUAAGAUACUGACGCCUGCAUUUCAUUUCAAUGUAUUGCGAAAGUAUGUUGAUGUUUUAAUUGCAGAGGGACAACGCAUGACCAAGACCUUAAAGGAUGUCGGUGGAACUAUUGAAAAGGAUGAAUUAACAUUUGCUUCUGAACAUACGCUGAACGCAAUAUGUGUGAUUAUUACUGGUUGUCCCAGACAUAGACAAAUUGCGUAAGAGCGUUGAACGUAUUGAGGUGAAUAAAACCCCUGUACUAUUUUACAAACAACAUGUACAAAAAAACAACAGCUGCCAUUUAUUUGUAUAUUAGACAACUCUGAAAAAAAAAAGUAGUUUACCAUUUUGCAAAUAAUAUACUUAAUUUUGCGUUGUCGAUUAAAGAAACCUCUACAUAUGGCUAUUUUUCGCACUUAAUUACUUGAAAUUUUGCAUAUUGUUUGCAAAAUAGUAGAAGACUAUCUUAUAAACCUGAGAACGGAUGUGCGUGAUCCGUUUCGUGCUCUACCUUAUAAACCUGAGAACACCGUGGACCACCAAGUC